Messenger RNA from Ixodes scapularis (black-legged tick), 543 nucleotides. RefSeq lists its product as uncharacterized. The record is from RefSeq and is a predicted model, not a curated record. The transcript has a single exon. The annotation marks the transcript as partial. NCBI's taxonomy places the organism in Eukaryota, Metazoa, Arthropoda, Arachnida, Ixodida, Ixodidae.
CAGAUGUUUCUGCAGAGCUACCGCAACACGGCUCACGCCACAACGAACGAGUCACCCGCCAAUUUGUUUUUGGGACAACGUUUGCGCAGUCGCCUAGACGUUGUAAAGCCUUCUGUGGGGGAAAGGGUAGCCCACAAACAGUUCAUGCAAACUGCAAGCCGGCGUGGGCACGAUCGUGACUUUGCCGUUGGUGAUCAUGUGCUCAUCCGUAACUACUGUGGCAAACCCAAGUGGGUGCCUGGAGUGAUUCUUGCGCAGCAUGGCCCUGUUUCCUAUCAAGUACGCGCCACCACCUCCACAGGCAGCUUCACCUGGCGUCGGCACAAGGACCAGCUGCUAAGAACUCCAAGCCUUGCCGACGAGGACGCUGACCAGGAAGGCACAGAGUUCCUGUUGGUUCAACCGAGCGACAACGCAACCCAACCAUCGUCCUCGUCACCUACUGGCGGAACUGUCCCAGCCGAAGCAGCACAAGCGCCUGCUGCCCGACGGUAUCCGGCAAAAACCCGGAAACCUCCCGAAAGAUUUCAAGCCGGAUCUUAA